GAGCGCGCGGGGGCGUGUCCGCGCCCCUCGGGCGGCGGAGGAGAGAGCGCGAGAGCUCGUGCGCCCAGGCGCCCGCGGAGGCAGCUUCGGCGCUGUGCGUCGCUGAGAGCCGUACGCAUCGAGACACAGAGUCUGGUGGGAUGUAGGAGCAACUGGGGAGCCGGCAAAGGGAAAGCGAAAGCCGCAGGUUUGGCCGAUGACAGGUUGAAGGCGCCGCGCAGCGCUCCCGACGCCGGCGGUACCAGGGCCUACCCUCCAGGCCCUGCCUGGCCGAGCCCAGCGCGCCACAGCCAUGGCCAUCGCCCACCUGGCCACCGAGUACGUAUUCUCGGACUUCUUGCUGAAGGAGCCCUCGGACCUCAAGUUCAAGGGGCUUCGGCUGGAGCUGGCCGUGGACAAGAUGGUCACGUGCAUCGCCGUGGGGCUGCCGCUGCUGCUCAUCUCGCUGGCCUUCGCGCAGGAAAUCUCGAUCGGUACACAAAUAAGCUGUUUCUCCCCAAGUUCUUUCUCCUGGCGUCAGGCUGCCUUCGUGGAUUCUUACUGUUGGGCUGCUGUUCAGCAGAAGGAGUCCUUGCAGGGCGAUUCUGGAAACCUGCCAUUGUGGCUACAUAAGUUUUUCCCCUACAUCCUGUUGCUGGUGGCGAUCCUCCUGUACCUGCCCUCCCUGUUCUGGCGUUUCACAGCUGCUCCUCAUCUUUGCUCAGAUUUGAAGUUUAUCAUGGAAGAACUUGACAAGGUUUACAACCGCGCCAUUAAAGCCGCAAAGAGCAUGCACGACCUCGAUGUGACAGAUGGUGCCAGCCCAGUUCCGGGUGUUAAUGAGAACGCAGGGCAAAGUUUGUGGGAGAUAUCUGAAAGCCACUUCAAGUACCCAAUUGUGGAGCAGUACUUGAAGACAAAGAAAAACUCUAAAGAUUUAAUCGUCAGGUACCUCAGCUGCCGGGUGCUAACCCUCAGUAUUAUACUGUUAGCCUGUGUCUACCUGGGCUAUUACUUUAGCCUCUCCUCCCUCUCGGAUGAGUUUGUCUGCAGCAUCAAAUCUGGGAUCCUGAGAAAUGACAGCACUGUCCCUGAUCGGUUUCAGUGCAAACUUGUUGCAGUCGGCAUCUUCCAGUUGCUCAGUUUCAUCAACCUUGUGGUUUACGUUCUGCUGGCUCCCGUCGUUGUCUACACGCUGUUUGUUCCAUUCCGACAGAAGACAGAUGUUCUCAAAGUGUACGAAAUCCUGCCCACUUUCGGAGUUCUGCAUUUCAAGUCUGAAAGGUACAACGACAUGAGCCUCUACAAUCUUUUCUUGGAGGAGAAUAUAAGUGAACUCAAGUCAUACAAGUGUCUGAAGGUACUGGAGAAUAUUAAAAGCAGUGGUCAGGGCAUCGACCCCAUGCUGCUCCUGACCAACCUCGGCACGAUCAAGAUGGAUGUUGUCGAUGGCAAAAUUCCCAGGGCUGUGCAGAUGAUGGGAAAGGAGCUGGGGAACCAGAUGUCAGAGCUCAAAGAUUUGAAUGUACACAGUGAGACUAAAGCAAAUAAUGGAGAGAAGAAUCCUCGACAGAGACUUCUGGAUUUCCUGCUGCUGAUGUCUUCCUUGAACUUCAGAUCUGUGACUUCUGUGAUGUGGGAUUCAUUUUGGCUGAAGCACCUCUGUCAGGCUCCCAGCUGGUUUGCAGUCAAUGGUUAUUCGUAGAGAUACUGAGCACGUCUUCCUGAGUCCCUAAUGCAAAUGAUGGUCAACAAAAUGUUGGGGAAGAAUCUUUCAUGAACUUUCUAGAGAAGCAACGUGGAGAUACAUAAACCGGAGCAAGAAUCUAUGUGUAAGUCCUUGUCCUCAUCAAAUGAAAAGUGGAAAAACUACUCAAAAGUAAGAGUAGGAGCACUUUUAGUGCCUCAGAGAAAUGCCUUUCUGAACAGAUGGUGCGACAAGACUCGGACCUACUGGAAAGCGAGGACUUCAGGAGGUUUUUUUUUGUUUUGUUUUAUGAAAUAGUAAUAAACAUGUCAGGAUAUAAUUUAAUAUGAAUCUCCUAUGUACCCUUAACUACUGUUGGACAAGAAAAACAUUGACAGGCUACCUGUGGACCCACAGGUGGACAUGUCCUUGGCAGUGUCCUAAAUGGGAGUAAUGCUGGUGCCGUGGGUCUUGCCCACAGGCUCUCUCUGCGCUGCUGCUGGUCGGCCUUGGCUAAUGGAAAUCCUCUAACCACUGCUGCUUGCAUUCUGCUGCAAAGGGCAGUGGCCCAAACACUGCUCUGACUGAAAACUUAGUUAACGAGAUGCUCUAAAGGCUGUUUAAGUGUGACUUCUGUAUAGGAAGGAACUCUUCUAGAAGAGCCCACUAGGAAAAUCUGAACUCGUUGAACAAAUUAAUUCAAUCACUUUCCAAGGGGUUUUCUGCAGGGAAUUCAAAUCCUCUUAUCAAAAGCAUUUGAAACAGGAUGUUACUUAAAUAAAUUAACAGCACACACAAUGCUUAAAGUGAGGGACAUUUUGCCUAUUACGAUCAGAACGUGUAAAUGACACCUGCAAUAUAGUCUGCUUGGAACCAGAACAACUUAGCAGUUUCUUUUCUUUUAUAUUUAAGCACAUAUUUAAGAAAUCCUUUUUAAUUUAAAAUCGUAUGAUGUCAGAAUUGAGGCCAUUUAGGAAGAACAUUCUAACAAUGAUGGAGAAUUAUAGAAUAAAUGUUACAAAUGGGUAUAUAAUGUAACACCCAAGCAUUAUUUCUUAAACAUUUAAGGCCGAUUCAGAAUAUAUAAAAAAAACUUUCCACAAUUCUGACCAUGUAAAUAGAUCCUAACUAUGUUUAUACAUUUUAUAUAAAAUUCUUUAAAAUUACAUCUGUUGACCUCCUUGUUUUUGCUCUUAGAAAGUUAACACAUUGCUAAAGUGCGUAAUCCUCAGAAACCUCAAAGUUUACAUUUGCCCUUAAAUUAGUCGUUUGCCUAAUCUAUUUACUAUUUUGUGAAGAACGAAAGUUAUGUAAGCUGCUCUUUCUGCCUUUUAGAAUAUUCACAAAAGCAGAUUUUAUUUGUGCUUCUGUAAUGGUUUCUGAGAUGGAAAGCUAAUGAUAAAUAUCAAGGAUGCAAUCAGUGCUUUACAUUAUUAUUACAUGAUAUUUAUUACUGUUGGAUUAUAGUGUGACUUAGAAAUGGUAGUAGCCUAAAUAAUCGAUUUUGCUACAUUUUUAUAUCACUGUAUCUGAAAUGUUCCAUCACGUUUCUCUACACUGGUUUCUUUUUAUAGUCUGAAAAGAUUUCAGGAAUCUAUUUUUCUAUGAUAUGCUUUUCCCCCCCACAAAAGGCCUCAUCUUCUCUAUAGACUGCCCCUAAUUUGUAUUUGGAAGUGGUAAAAGGGGAUACAUUAUUUUAGGAGACCAGGAACUCUAAGCCCUGUCACGUGUAGUCCUUUUAUCAGAAUUAGUAUAAUUGGAGUCCUUGGCCUCUCUUUUAUUUCCCCGUUCCUACUCUCUGAGCUCCAGUAGGGUCCAAUAGAGUCUGUGACGUCUUGUAUAUCAUGCCAGUAGUCACUGUCUCUGCAGAUAUGAAUAAGGCAGGCCCCAUCUUUGAGGAAUUCAGAGUCUAGUAAAAGGCAUUGAAGACAGACAGAUACCAAGAGGAAGAGUAGCCACAAGAAAAGCCCUUCCAGAAAAUUCCCAGCAAAUGCUCUGUGUUCUUGGAGACACCAUAUUGUUUUUCUCUCUCCUGUAGUUUCUGUAGCUGAUGGUUUUGAGAUCUAGUUACAGUUUUUCCUAGAGAUUCUUUAGCCACAAAUCCCCCAGGCUGAAGCUUGGACAAAACAAUAACCGACAGUGAUUUUCAACAGUAAGAGCUCUACUCGCCUUUUGUACCUUACCUUGCUGAAAGUGGGGAGGACAGGCUUAUGGGGGACAUGGACUUGCCCACGAACAACCGUUGUGGCUCUCAAAGGCUGAUAUGAAUGUGUGGUCAUACAUUUCGGCUUGGGAAAAAGUGUUCUUAGGAGAGUUAAUUCAUCCAUCCAUGGUGAGUUGCUGGCCUAGGGGACUACUUUAGAGGAGCCAGUUUCUUGAGGCUGAGGAGGCCUUCAUUGCUUUAUAAAAGGGGACAGACAGAUCCUAAAUGUCCACACCAGGGUUACUAACUUUGUUUCCAGCUCAUGUCUUCUGGUAAAUCAUCACGAGGCCUCUAAACCAGAGGCACAACACUAGUGUUGCAGCUGGGACUGGUCGUUCUGAAAGCAGUGUCCCGCUGCAUGUUUAAUUUUCCCAAGGGACAGGCAGAGACCCUCCAAUAUAGAGGUUCCUAAAUUUUUGGGAGGUGAUAAACCCUCUUGCAAAGAGUUUAAAAGCUAUGAAUCCUCUCCUCAGAUAGAUGCACAGCACUAAAUACACCUUCCGGGGUCACCAUAGUCCUCGCACCCAACGUCGAGAAGCUCUGCUCUAAUGGCUGAAGACCAAGCCACACAGCGGAGAAUGGACGCUCCCAUUAUCCUUGUGGAAGCUGCUGCUUCCAACAGUAGGUCUCAGCUGCUGAUGUUUGUGUAGUGAAGUCGUAUUUGCACCUUUUGAGUGAACGGUACCUUUGGAGUAACUGACUGCAUUUUCUAGAGUCAGGCUAAAAAGAGUCAGUUAGGAGACUGAGUGGGUGGCAGUUGCCUGGACUGAUCGGGCAGCUGGCACUGACCUCUGUUUGCUCCCUGGCCACCAGGUAUUAUCUUAUUCCAGAUCCAAAUCAUUGUCUGUGUUCAGUCUCACUGGAACGUGGGGAGGCUGCGCAUAACACUGGGUAAAUGUUUUGUCCUACUUUGUAGUUGUACUGUGAGAAUGCUAGAAACUUCCGCCUAUAUGGUGGGUCUUAUUGCAUGAUCAUGGUUUGUUUGUGAAAUUACCUGCUCACUGAGGAUUCUCUGCUGUCCAAGAAUGAGCCAGGGCGUGGCAGCAGGGCAUGGUGGGCCUCGUUCCUGUGAGAAUUAGUUCAGCUCUUGGAGGCGGACUGUUGCACAACUUUUUAAAUAAAUGCAUUUGUGUUUAGUUAAUUUUGCUUUUUGUCAGUUCAGGGUAAAUUGAAGAUCUAUGAGGGUGGGAGUUUUUAUCCACUGCUGUAUCACAAUCUCCUAAAACAGUGACUGGUGUGUCAUAGGCAUUCUGUGAAGGUUUGUGGAAUGAAUGAACACCCUGCUGUGAUACGUCCUAGUUUGUUGGCAAUUGUGAUUUGAUUUUAAAAGGCAAGGGCAGGGGAACUCAUUUAGCCUUUUCGUAGGGGGAGGAAUAUUUCUGUAAAUGAAUAGGUUUGCUCAUAUAAGUAGUGCCAGUUCUUAGCUUUUUAUUGUGGAGUAAGUUGUGAGCACUUUUCAAGUUCAAUACAAGUUCAGUGUUGCCUGCAAUGAUUAGGGAAAUUGAAGUUUUGUGGUUUUUUUGCUGAGGAACAGUCGGCCUGAGCUAACAUCUGUUGCCAAUUUUCCUGUUCUUUUGCUUGACGAAGAUCAGCCCUGAGCUAACAUCUGUGUCAGUCUUCCUCGAUUUUGUAUGUGGGUUGCCGCUACAGCAUGGCUGACCAGUAGUCUAGGUCCAUGCUCAGGAUCUGAACCCGCAAAUCCAGGACACCAAAGCGUAGUACGCCAAACUUAACCACUACACCAUGGGGCCAGUUUUAAAGGUCCUGAUCUCCAUAAUUUCCCAGAAUAACCUCUUGAAAAGGGACAUUGAUUGAAGUGUGCAAUUACCAGUAAUUGAGGUUUCAUUUGAGGGCAUUGAGAUGAAAUGGCUCCUUCUGGGCCAUCAUUGGCAUUUUGACCCUAUUUUUGACAAGUAAAGUGAAACCGUUAAAAAAGGUUGGCCAAGAUGAUAUUGUGUCAUUUGUGAAAUAUAAUAGAUGUUAAUUCAUGAUUGGUUUGUCCUGCCUGCUUUAAAUGAGAUGUAUUGUGUUUCUGGGUUUUCUUUUUAGCUGUAAAAAUACUUUGUCAGUUAAAGCAUGAGAUUUGAUCAGUAAUUGUUCUUCAAGUUCCUGAAAGUUAUAAAAGUUUCUCGUGUCUUGAGUGCUUUCCCCUUGCCCAUCAGAGGAGGAAAAACCCUUGUAGAAUUUGACACAAGUGUUCCCUACAAAAACUGAAGCCAUCAGCUCCUCUUUAAUAAGUUGGCUUUUUAAAAGCACCGUAAUUACAAUUUAACGUAUUCUGUAAAGUGGUGCUUGAGGCAUAAUUUGAAUUCUUUUUAAUGACUAAAUUUCUUAAGACCUUUUAAAGAAAAAUAUGUCUGUUCUUUUUGCUGUGUCAUUUGGUGAGACCGAUUGGUUUCUAGUCCACAAAGAUUGAAGGAUGAGAUCAUAUCAUGGGGUUAGAAAAUGAUCCUUUUUUAAAAAGCACAAGAAUCUUGAAAACUUCACGUUUUGGUGGUUAUCACUAUUAUGUUUCAUAUCUCCACAUGAGUCACUUGUCCAAGUUCUGUAUUCUGAUCAGACUGACUCCUCUUUAAGGAGGGAUGAAAGGCUGAAAAUCAAGGCUGCUGUGUCUAUAGAAAAAAGUGAAACACUGUUUUAAUUCUGCACUGUUGUCUCCACCUAAAUAAAACAACUCUGAGUAAUGGAAAAUGUGUCUUAAUAUUUCUUGCCUUCUCUUCAAGGAAGGUAUAACAGAAGAUGAGUCCUGAAAUGUCUUGAGGCUCAUUCCUCUCUGCUGGAUACAUAAAUUCCGUAGGCUUUAUGGCUCCCACUAAAAUCCAGCUGGCAGUAAGUAAAGGAAGAAAGUCUUUGAUUAAGGGCCCACAGACUCUGGAAUUUCUAAAGCAGAAAUCACAUGCUUCCUGAUUGAGGAUUGUUUGCCUGGGCUUGGAGAGGAAGGAGUAGAGACUAAAUGCUGCUAAACGUGGAUUGGCCUGCCCACUUCUCUCAAGAGGGGAACGCCCUUGUACAAUGGUCAAUUAACACAAUUUACUGUUGUGGGUAAUAGAUCGGAGCCAUUUGAAAUCUGGGCACAG
Messenger RNA from Equus quagga, 6946 nucleotides. It is a transcript of the gene PANX1, whose product is annotated as pannexin 1. Lineage: Eukaryota; Metazoa; Chordata; Mammalia; Perissodactyla; Equidae. The record is from RefSeq and is a predicted model, not a curated record. Gene Ontology annotation, molecular function: channel activity. Gene Ontology annotation, biological process: positive regulation of interleukin-1 production; monoatomic cation transport.